AUGCAGGUGAAAUUAACGAGAUCCACUCCCCUCACAUCGCAUGCUGACUGGAUCGAUCCGUGCAGAAUCCGCAAGAUCAAAUGUGACGAGGCGAGGCCGGGCUGUCAACGAUGCAUCGGCACUGGUCGCAAAUGCGAUGGCUAUGGAGACACAGACAGUGUGACCAAGCAGACACUCAUCAUUCGAGAGCGUCCACUUAUCACACGUGCUCUCAAUCACGAUCUUGGGGUAGAGCUGAGCUUGCAUGCUUUUGACUACUAUCGAGGUCAUGUCUCUCACCAAGUUGGCGACACGAUAGACAGCGACUUCUGGGGUGAUCUAGUACUACGACUUGCACCUACCGAUGCCGCGAUACGGCAUGCCAUCUCAGCAAUCAGCUUAAUGUAUGCUGAAAAGACAAAGGAUACAAGAGACAUCUGUCCCAACUACAGACCCGCCAUCUUGGAAUACAAUAAAGCCAUCCUCGCCGUUCGGUCAUGGCCCUUGGCGACGGAGUCGAGAGUUAAGCCUCUACUCGUAUGCUUGCUCUUUGUCUGUAUUGAGUUCAUGCUAGGUCAUGAGCAUCAAAACGCAGCCAAGAUGCACAUACUUCAAGGAAGAAGGCUUCUUGCAAACAUCAAGGACCGCAAAACACCAGAGACUGACAUCAUUCGACAAUACUUGGCCCCCAUAUACUUACGAGUUGCAUAUGUCGGUAAUGAUAGAGUUGAAGUCCCACGGCACCUCUUACAAAUGACGACGGCGCCGCUCAAAUUCGCUUCCUUGGCUGACGCGCGAUGCGUCUUAUAUUACCUCGUCGAUAUCGGAUUCACUCUUAUCUAUAAGGUCAAGUCGUGCCGCUCAAAGGGCGCCAAUGAAGAAGUUUCGGAUACUGAGGAACAUACUCUGCAGUCAAGGUACAAACAUCUCACCCGUGAGCUGGCGAACUGGCGUCAUGCCUUUGAAGCGUACCUUGCGUUUAGUGAUCUUGAUGGGUUAGACACAAGAACUGCAAAGCUUCUUACACAGAGGCACUGUCUCAUGAUAGUGUUCCUCGACUCGAUGAUUUCAGGGUCAGACUAUGUGUGCGAUAGGAACGGUCUAUGCGAUUUGUCCAUUGCCACUGAUUGUGCAACUUUUGUGGUAAAUUACGACAAUGAUAACAUGCAAGGGCCAUCAUUCACCUUUGAAAGUGAGGUUGUUGGGCCGGUUUACUGGAUAGCUGCCAAAUGUCGACAACCUCUCAUUCGGAGAAGAGCACUCGGACUGCUUUACGAGCGAGAAAAGACCAAUCGGGUGGAGAGUCUUACAAUGGUUAGGCAUACCAUUGCCAUGGCUACAAGGGUUAUCGAGAUCGAGGAGGAGGGACUCGAGAUAUCACGUGGCACUAAACUUAUCCAAGAUUACCCAAACAAGUAUGAGAUUAUCUCAAGAGAAGAGUCUUGCGAAUGGGCUGAGAGCUUUCUGACAGACCAGAAAGAACAGUGGCCUGUGCUAUGGGACCUUGGAAGUCACUGCUCUGACGUUCCAACCAAGUUGGCCAGGAUUACUGCUGUGAGGGAACAGAAAGAACUCGCUGAAGGUUUGGCUAGAGGCUGGCCUAGAGAACGGCUUAUCUGGCCGUAUGGAAUUACCAAAGAACGGAGAGUGUUAAGUGUUGUCGUCAAGAAACACACUGCCGAUGAUCUCUGGCUUGACAAGAUGUCGAAACUCUUCCAGCCUCUUGAGGUCGCUGGCUGCUACUUGAAGCAUCGCAUGGUUAUGGCGCCUCUUACCCGGUUCCGUGCCGAAGAUAAUUAUGUUCCCACGGACAUGAUGAAAGAGUACUACACUCAACGAGCCUCUGUUCCUGGAACCCUCCUGAUCAGCGAAGGCACCCAGAUUUCCGAGCGUACUCUCGGAAUCAGGAAUGUGCCAGGGAUCUGGUCUCCGGCCCAGAUUGCUGCUUGGCGCGAAAUCACCGACGCUGUCCAUGCUAAAGGGUCUUACAUCUGGUGCCAGCUAUGGGUCCUAGGCCGCGCUAGUAACCCUACUCUCAGGAGCGAGCUGGGCCUUGAUAUCCUCGGCCCCAGUCCUAUAGCAAGCUCUCCGGAUCAUCCACUCCCUCGAGAGAUGUCUGAAGCGGAGAUCCAAGAAGUUAUCGAGGACUACCGUAUUGCUGCGAGAAACGCUAUUGAGGCCGGGUUUGAUGGAGUUGAGAUUCAAGGCGGUGGUGGAUACUUGCCUGACCAGUUUCUUCAAGAUGUCACCAAUAAGAGGACAGACCGUUGGGGUGGCAGCAUUGAAAACCGCGCCAGGUUCCCUCUCGAGGUUGUCAAAGCAACUGCGCAGGAGAUUGGAUCCAGCAAGGUGGCCAUGCGCUUGAGCCCAUGGAGCGACUUCAUAGGCAUGGGCAUGGACGACCCUAUCCCGACUUUCACUUACAUCGUCCAGCAGCUCCGCUCCCUAAAUAUUGGAUUCCUUGACCUGAUUGAGGCCCGUAUCCGGGGAAACGACGAUGCUGACUGCGGCGGGGACAAUGAUGUGUCUUUCGCCGUUCAUGCCUGGGGCAAGGAAGCGCCCGUUAUGAUUAGCGGAGGAUUCAAUGGCGAGUCUGCGCAAAAGGCUGUCGAUGAGACUUACAAAGACUACAAGCUGGCUAUUGUCUUUGGUCGCCACUGGACAAGCAACCCUGAUCUGCCUUUCCGCAUAAAGGCGAAGAUUCCGCUUGCCAAAUAUGACCGCUCAACUUUCUACACGCCGAAGAGUAGUAAGGGCUAUGACGACUGGGCGUUCAGUGAUGAGUUUUUAGCAUCAGUCGCCACUAUCCUGACUGCUAAAUAG
This is a messenger RNA of Fusarium subglutinans, 2802 nucleotides long. Its product is annotated as transcriptional regulatory moc3. Gene Ontology annotation, molecular function: NADPH dehydrogenase activity; FMN binding; zinc ion binding. Bases 1 to 2802 code for a protein of 933 amino acids. The record is from RefSeq and is a predicted model, not a curated record. The transcript has 3 exons. Gene Ontology annotation, biological process: regulation of DNA-templated transcription. NCBI's taxonomy places the organism in Eukaryota, Fungi, Ascomycota, Sordariomycetes, Hypocreales, Nectriaceae.